UAUUUUUAUUUUUAUCGAUACAAAAGCACAUUAUGCACAAUUUUUAAUUUUAGAAAACAAAAAAUGACAAAUACAUUAAAUUAUUUCAAUCUCUUGGGCAGUUUGAAGUUCGAACACGCUUUGAAAAAAGAGAAUUCGGCAGAGCCAAUCCUCUCAAGCGGUCUUCAAACCAAUUUGGAAACAUUGGAGCAAUUCAUAACCCUAGACAUAAAUCAGCAAUUACAAGAGCUAUGCUCUCAGUACAAGUUACCUGCUGAUCAGGCCGAAUGCAUUAAAUUGCAAGGACAACCACAAUAUAGCUACAUUGUGCGACUCUCUUAUGUCCUCCACCUAAUCAUAACAAACACAAAAUUUGAUAGCGAUGCCAAGGAGGAUUUAAUAUCGGUGGCCCAUCUCAAGCUAUGCAUACAAGCUGUUCAGGAGUUGUCCUACUACGCUUUGCGUUGCCAAUUAUCCAAAGAUUUCUACAAAAUAAGUUUUCCCCGCGCUACUUACCCUGAAAAGUCGCCGAAUCGGGAAUUGCUGUGGCUAAGCGUUCAAUUAUUUAGGCAAUUGAUGCAUGUAAGACAAUUUCACAUUGCCGAUUCUAUGCACAUGGUACAACGCGAUCUAUUGUCUGCCAUUCUGAGUUUGGAUGAAGAUCAACCGGAUUUAAGUAUUGCAAAUCUUAGUAAAGCGGACUUCAUUUCUCUUUUGUUGCUGCUAAAAGCAACUGGCCAGAUGGAGCCACAUCGAGAUAAAAUUGUGCAUCAUACAUUAAUCAGACAGUUGAAUUCCCCUCAUGGACUUGAGAGUUUAAUAGAAUCUUUGCGUCAGCAGUCACAAAAUGAUAACCCAAAUGUCCUUGCCGAAAUCGUGGCCAAUACGAUUAUUCGUUCAUGUCGAAGUCAACAAAAUCAAAAAAUGAAAAUUUUCGAAGCUUUUGAGUUUUGCUCAAAAUGCUUAAAGCAGGAUAUGGAUGAUUUCGAAGUAGGAUCUUUAACUCUACGCCGUCUCUACGAUCAAAAUGUUGAAAAUCAAUCAAAGAUCAAAGAUAUAAUGGCCAAACAAUGGGAGAUUCUUAUAAGCCCAAAAGAUUUGCUUACUGGUGUGAUUUUGCAAGAGCAUGAUGAAUUAUGCCAUCUCAUUAGAAUGUGGUAUCACAUCUUUUGUAGCUCCACAGUUGCCUGUUUGCCCAGUAGUUUGCUUAUAAGUUACUUGCCCCUUCUUCUGCGUCUCUAUGAUAGUUUGCCCUUGCAGUUAAAUGAACGUAAACAAAUUUCAGCAUUAAUUAUUCGAUGCCUAGAUAAUAGAGAGACGCGUGAGGAAUUACCUGACCUUUUGAGGAAACUAUUCAACUGGGAUAUAAUAGAAAGUAAAGAAAGCAAUUGGUUAAAUCUUCAUCCUCGUAUACUGUUAGUGCCUGCUUUGGAUGCAACUAAAAUAGUUGUGAAAAUGGGUCCUACCAAUCCCGACGAUCAUCACUCAAAACGAAAUUUAAUUAAGAUCCUUGGCGAAAUAUUACUAACCAAUUCAAAUCACUCACUUACCUGUAAUGCAUUUCUGGCUCUUCUUUCACAUUUGGGGGACCUUCUCAAAGAUAAAGCUUCCUCCGGCAUUGAUUUUAUUUCCACUGAAGAGGAAUUGGAAUUAUUUCUAUAUGCCACAUACAAUUCAAAACUGGAGUUGCUCUUGUUACUCAAUCAAAUGGUGGCCCAUAAGCCUCUACGUUCGCAAAUUGCACUGAAUGGUAAAGAAUUCGUAAAACUAAUUGAAAAGUUAUUACAACAACGUUUGGACUUGCAAUCUAAAGACUCUGACGAUCAAAUAUUGUUACUUAUACUCAGUUUACUGCAAGAAGUUUUGGAUAAAAGUGAAGAUUUACUUAUUGCCGGGCAUUUCAAGCGACUGCAAGAGCAAUUGCAACAGGUGAAAAUGCAGUCAUCGAAUCUGUUGAUUCAACAAUCCGUUGAAACUCUUCUCAGCCAGUUACAAGGCAUUUGGAGUCCAACUGAAACGUACAAGUCGGAAGCAUUCAAUAGAGCUCGCUCGCUGAUUGAGGAAAAGGAAUCACAUUUGCAGGUCUAUGGGAUUCAAUUGCUGUUAAAGCUAUUGCAUCAAAAAGAUCCCACAACCAUGACCAAGGGUCAUCUGAUAAUAGCGUUAGCUUUAGCCACUCUUAAAGAUAAGGAAUCGUAUACAUUUCUCAAUUGUGUGCGUCUAUUUGUGGUCCUAACCCACACAAUGGAAGCUGAAGUAAUGGACAAAUUAAGCGAUGAAUAUCUAUCGGAAUCAUCUGAUUUGGAUUAUCGUCUAGUAGUUGGUGAAGCUAUACUCAAAUCAGCACAAGAGUUGGGACCGCUGUGCUAUCGCUAUAAGGCAGAACUUCUUAAUGGCUUUAUGCUUGGUUGUCGUUCCCAUCAGCCAGAAUUCCGCAUGUCAUCGUUUGCCAAUCUGGCGCAAUUGUGCCGCAUUUUGGCCUAUCAAGUGCACAAUUUCUUUCAAGAGCUACUUCAACUCAUCAAUGCGGAAUUAAAUCUAACCGAUGGCUACCUACCCUCCAAACGGGCUGCUGUUUUGGUUUUGGCCGAACUUCUAAAUGGCAUGGAAAAUCUCUUGGACUACCAAGAGAUGCUGUUGCCAAUCUAUCGCCUUUUAAAGGCUAUUGAAGCAGAGGAAUCGGGUGAUCCACAAAUGCGUCAACAUGCAUCAAAUGGUUUAAAAAUCUUGAAUGAAAAAUGUCGAGAUUUAAUCAAAUCUGUGAUCGAUCAGCAGUCUUUGGUAAAGGAGAUCCAAAUUUUGGGCAUUAAUGAUAAGCCAAAGACGGGAAAGAAAAGUAUAUUGGAAUUAAAUUAGAUAAAGCAUGA
This is a messenger RNA of Drosophila willistoni, 2846 nucleotides long. It is a transcript of the gene Tango6, whose product is annotated as transport and Golgi organization protein 6. Lineage: Eukaryota; Metazoa; Arthropoda; Insecta; Diptera; Drosophilidae. The record is from RefSeq and is a predicted model, not a curated record. The transcript is spliced from 3 exons. Gene Ontology annotation, biological process: protein secretion. Bases 64 to 2835 code for a protein of 923 amino acids.